AUAACUAAGUCGCAUAGGAAAUUCAAAUGCUGCUCUUAAAGUGGAUGGGGGUUUUAAUCUAAUGAAAAUGAUGAUGAUGAAUGACAGACGCGCUUCUCUUUUCCCUGAGGGAUGAUGACUAUGAGCGAGCCUAGGUGGAAAGGACUCUCGAGGAGGAGAAUGAGGAAGAGUAACCGCUGGCUGUGACAGUGACAGUUGCUCCUCUCCUCCAUCCCCUCCUUCAACUUCAUCAUCAGCACCAGCAUCAUCAUCACCCGCCUCGGCAACAGCAGCUUCAGCUUCAUCAGAGGCAGAAGGAGUGUCCGUCGAGAGAGUGGAGAACGAAAAACCUAAGCAGCACGCAUCUUUUUUUAAAAAGAAAAAAAAAGAAAAGGUGCUCCACUUGAGACGGAAGAUGGAGAAAUGGCAGUUGCUGAUGAGCGAAUGUAAGGACCAAGAAAUUCGACAAAAUCUUCUUUUAUGACAAAAACCCGGAUCCGUGCAACAGUAGGAACUAUUUAAGGAACAAAAAGAUUGCCCCAUUUGACGCCCAUACAACAUGGAUAUAUCUUCAUCUUCGCUUCAGUACGGAUCAAAAAAGCGGGUCAAGAUUCACCCCAACACAGUGACGGUGAAAUAUGCCACUCACUUCCCUCAGCCUGGAGAUGAGGGCUAUGACGAUGCACCCUCUUUUGAGGACUUUGGCGCUUUUGCUGAAGCCAAUGUGGGGAAGAGACUGGUGUCAGAUAGCAAAGGUGGCAGGACUUUCUUUGGAACCAUGGAAACCCAACCUAAGCAGCCAAGUGUGCAAAGAGACAAGGGCGUUGAGGGGCAGCUGGCCAGCUUUGGCGAGGCGAAUGUGUUGGCCUCCAGGGUGACCUGGAUGGCCUUGUUUGGGGCAGCAGUAGCUCAUGGCUGUGUGGCAUUGAUUACUCGUUUAGCAGCUGACCGUUCUAAAGUUCCUUCUCUUGAGCUACUAUUCAUCCGCUCGGUGAUCCAAGUGCUGUCCAUCCUGGUGGUCUUCUACUACCACGAAGCCCCCUUUGGCCCCAAGGGCUAUCGACUGCGUCUCUUCUUUUACGGUGUCUGCAACGUAAUCUCAAUCACCUGCGCUUACACAUCCUUUGCCAUAGUACCACCUAGCAAUGGCACUAUCAUGUGGCGUGCCUCCACCACAGUCUUCAGUGCAGUUCUAGCCUUCCUGCUGCUGGAUGAGAGGCUGGGCUAUACUGAUGUAGUCACAGUGGUAGGAAGUGUGUUUGGCUUGUGCCUGGUUAUGGUGCCAAAUGUAGCAGAUGAGGAGAAGUCCAGGCUGGGGUUUUGGAAGGAGGCCUUUGGCUACACAAUGACAGUGAUGGCCGGCAUGACUGCUGCCCUCUCCAUGAUCGUCUACAGGGCCAUUAAGGAGCGGGUCAGCAUGUGGACCGCACUCUUUACCUUCGGCUGGACGGGCACAGUUUGGGGCGCCUCCACCAUGUUUAUCAUGCAGGAGCCCAUCAUUCCUCUGGAUGCGGAGACCUGGGGCUAUUUAAUUGGGAUUUGUAUCUGCUCCACUGUGGCAUUUCUCGGAGUCUACUAUGCUCUAAAUAAGUUUCAUCCAGCCUUAGUGAGCACCGUGCAGCACCUGGAGAUUGUGGUUGCCAUGUUUCUCCAGCUCAUCGUUCUGAGGAUGAUCCCCUCUGUCUAUGACGUCAUCGGGGGCCUAGUCAUCAUGAUUAGUGUGUUUACUCUGACUGGAGUCAAGCUGUACAGGGUGAGCAGAGCCAUUCGGCAGGAUUACCAAGAGAUCCUGGACUCACCCAUCAAAUGAAUUUAGAUGUCAGUCUAAUUGUUUACAAUGUUGCUUGGUUGUACAAUUCAAAGAAUGUCUGGGUCGUCAUCUGAUGAUUUUGUAUUGUUGUGUUGUCAAAUGAGUGCCAGUUGUGUAACUAAUAAAAAAAAUGGUGUCUUAAUAUUUGUGUGGGAAAUAAUAAUAAAAAAAGGCAGAUAUAACAUGGUGACGACUUUGCCCCAGUAGUAUUGCUUUAAUGUCUAAUCAGUUGUGUGACUGGCCAAAAUGUUGGGCAUGAAAAUGAUCUGUUUGGUUUGUGUGCUUUACCACGCUCCAAGAUUUGAAAUCAAAUUGGCCACGUGGGAUCUGGUCUUGUGAAUGUCAAUGUAAAAUCAGCAAAGAUAUAUCUCUGUAAAUGUCAGCCCAGAGAUGGGUCACGCUACAUAAAAGGAAUAAAAUAAGAACUUUAAAAACAGCCCAACCUUUUAUAAAAAACAAAACAAAAACAAAAAAACAACUGGUAUUUAUUUGUGUGGCUCCUAAGCUGUUGCUUUCCAAGACAGUAUAAUUUCUUCAAAGAAACAAUUACAGAUGAGCCAGCGAAGCUACAAAGUAGAAUAUAAUGUCCUUUAUGUGAUAGGCUGCAGGCUGUAGCAUUAUGUGAGAUUGUUCUUAUUAAAUCUAAAUUGAACACCACAAACAGACUCCAAAUUUACUGGAGGCCAAAUGUGACUUUGAAAAAUAAAAGGUCUUGUCUAUAAUUCCUUAUAUUUUGUGCACAAACUGUAGUUUUGUUGUUGCUGCUCCCUAUCACGUAUGCUCUGGCCCCGUCGCCUAGUUGAUAUUUAACACUGGCGAUUAUAACCCUGGAUUCUGCUUCUGUUUACUGUCAGAUGCAUAUCAAACUAAUGCCCAGAGGCAGGUGCACUGUAUUGAAUUAGAGUUGCCUUUUGACAGCGUGAGACCAUUUGCUUUUUCUGUAGUGGGUGAUUCAGUGUCUCACCAGUGACGUCUCCUUUUCUCUGUUGAGAAAAACCAAGCCCACUUGAGCUCUACGUUUCCCCAAGGCAAAGCAAAAGCAAUGGAAUGAAAUAAGAACAAAAUGAGGAUGCAGAGUGGAUGAAAAGAGGGGAUGAUGCUUGCUCACAGCUGACACAAACGCAUGAUUCACUGAUAGCCCAGCAGGUGGCAUUCAGGAUCCACUUCAUUUAGACUGCUAGAGCUAGGAAAUUAUUUUACUUCAGAAAGCCAGGAAGCAAUGUUUUGUGUAUGCAGUAAAAAUGGAAGCAUAUUGAUGGAGCAAAUUGAUCUGAGACUGUGCACAGCUGAUGACAAUCUAUUGAAUAAUAACCUUAUUUGCACACAAAUAGGUAAUAAAUGUCAUGGGACCACUAAUAUACCCUUAUUACAGCAACAAUAUAAGCAGUAAAUCAAAUCCGCCUGUGUAAGUGACAGUCUACUACUAUUGAAUAAUACAAAAUGACUAAAACAACAAGCUAGAUCCAUUUGCAGAGAAAAUGUGGACAAAAUCUUUCUCAAGCUAAUAAGAAAGUGACUCAAAACACAUUCCACCAUGCCAUAUUUUAUUUUAAACAGUCCAAUUUAUAUUAAAAAGUGAAUAGAAGUAUUAGAUGGAGUUUAUAAUCCACUAUACAUGCAGUAUUAUAGUCUAGUUUUGGGUGCAGAUCACAGAAUACAUGUAGGGCAGGCCCAUCUGUUUGAGCAGGAAACAGAUUGCAUCCUGCAGCGAGUUGCACAGCCUUCCAAAUUACUCUGCAAGUAUCUUCACCACAGACACGUUUAAUAGAUGUAUCAUCAUUUCACAUGUGGAGCCCGAAUGGGAUUGGAUGACGAGUUAUUUUAUGUAGAUUCGUUUUGUGUAUCGCACGGUUGCUGAUGACUGGGCACUUCUUUGAAAUGCUUAUUAAUGCUGAGAAAACUGCAGUUGUCAUAUACUAAAAACACGUAGGCAGCAUUUAACGCAAUGCUUGCUGAAGGGCAAGCUUGCACUUUUUAUGUAUUUUAUUUUAGCAAGUAUAGUACAGAACAUCAAUUUCUUACUAGCCUAAAUUAUAGUUUGGGUCUUGUGCUAAAGUCCCACUCACUACGUAUCUUUCUUUUAGAUACCAAAACAUAAACAGUACGUGAUGCAAUAACCAGACUCACUUUCAUCUCUCUUUUCAUACACACGUCUAUCAAUGGUAGCGAUUCGAUCGAUUCUUUACCCUCACAGAGACGAAAACAUGACGAAUGGUUAGGGGAAAGCAAAGCACCAGCAGCUGCAGUGGGAUUAACGGACAGUGUCUUUGUCCAAUCACAAACUCCUGAUUCUCUCUCAGCCAAUCGUGUGGCAGCAGGCGGGACCCAGAGAGCGUCUGAACUGCUUGUGUAGCUGCUAGUUAGCUUAGCCAUGCUGCUGAGCGAUGACAUGCAUUGAUGCAGAAAUGCUAUUCCAACGGGGCACGGCGUCUCGUCAGCUAGGCUAGCGUCUUGGAGUGGGGAAAAAAGAAAAAAAAAACCUGGCUGCUUAGCUAGGAUUCUGGAUGCCGCUUCUGUGCAUCUUCGGCUGCUGUGUGUAACCCUUUAACAUAUUUCCAAAAGGACAUAAGAAGAGGUGGCCGUCAGGAAUCAGGUAAGACCUGGUAUGACUAGAGCAGGGUAUGAAUCUGAGCUGCCGCUGAUGGUGAAGCUCUGUGAUACAGACUGCAGCACUAACGGUUCUCCAGCGUUAAAGCUCACGCAAGCUAACAGCUAAACGUUAACCUAGACUGAAAAAGAAAAGGAGAGAGAGAGAGAAAAACACCUAGUGUCCAUGCCAGCAUGGCCAGCAUACUGUUAUCCAGCUGGCAGACGGUUAGUCUGGCUGUAAUCACUAAAAGCAUAUGGGGGAAAUUUUCUUAGCCAGGUUAAUGUUAGCCGUUUUAGCGUGACACGCUGUCAAGCUCAGGUUAUAAGGUAAAAACUCCACCAAAACUGCUACAUAUCUUUAUCAUCUUUAUUCUUCUUUUCGUUCAAGCGGGCACCACGUAAACACUUCUAUUUGUAAGACUGACAAUUAAAUGAAGCCACAGUGAUGUUAAACCGUUUGAUCCAAUUUACAGUUUAUACUUAAAUGCAGCUUUAUUUUUUUUCUUAUUAUAUCUCAGGAUUACGUUUUUUAAUUGCGUACUGAGUUGAACUCGCUUGGUCGUGGUCACGAUGUGCAUCACUGGUAUUGGGGUUUGCUUCAAGUAGCCAUAAUUAGUCAUAGCUUGUCCAUCACCUCUAUCUUCACCCAGUGAUACCCAGUUGGCUUGGUAUCUGUUUAUUUGGACCAGUAGUGCUCAACCUAAAGACAUUCUGUCCCAGAGAUUUCAAAUGCAGGAAAAAUCUUCACCUUAGAGAACAUACAACAAUGAAUUUUUUUUUUUUGUUUGUUAAAUUGUUUUUUUUAAUCUAAACUCAAUUUGUGGAUAAAUACCUACCUGUAUACUACCUGCAAAAUGCAUUUGAGCCUACAUAUUCCUAGUUGGAUCACUUAGAUCUUGUUUUGGGCAAGAUUUUGGGUAAUUGCACACUUAGUUUAUCUCGUAACAUUGUUUCUACCUUACACAACCCAAGCCAGACUAAAUGUCAUUCUUAGAAGCACAAUGGGGCAGUUCGUCUGUAUAACUCCUGGCGAGCCCUUGCGGCUUUUGUUUGUGUGGCCUUCUAUAAUUAAUUAAUUAUAUCAGAGCGAUUUAUGCGAGUAGCCUGCACAUCUCUGCAACCAAAUACUAGCGACUGGUUAAGAAUUACUCUGUAAUUAUUGUCACAAGUUAGUUUUCAAGGCGGUGAGAGGAGGAGGAGGAAGAAGAGAGAGGCAUUUGCUCUGCUGUUGCUCUCUUCUCAGUUGGAGUCACCGAGAGGGUAUCCACAGCUUGCAGGAGGAAAUGGUGAUGCCAUUCUUAUCAGCAUUUCGUACUCGAAGGCUUACAUUUGAAAAUCAAAUGUAUGCAUGGAAACUGCAAUUAGGCAACCUAUUUUUAAAAAAUUGCACCUGUCAGCUGCCAUGUCAUGAGCUUCUGUGCAGAAGUGAGGACUGUUCCUUCACUCUGAUAUACUCCUUGUGUACUCCUGUAAUAGUCAUACAUCCCACAGUAUAAUGGUGCUCUUGUUUGGAUUUUAUGACAGAAUAAUCGUAUGCGUAUGAAGGCGUUAUCCUUUUUUUGUUUGGCUGUGCCCUUUCCUCUUUUCCGAGUGUCUGGCUACCAGUGGCUUCCAGCAGCCAAAUCUGUCCUCGCAGCCCAGGGUAAAAUACCAACUUCGCUUUUCUCGCUAGUCAAAACGAUGGCUAAAAUUUCCCUCGUCAGGGCUCAGAAGCUAGUUCAUAAAGUCACCUUUCUUUCUUUCUUUCUUUUUUUUUUUUUGGACUUUUUAUGAAGUUGAGAAAUGGGGAUUUUUUUUUUCUUUUUUCCGCAAUUGUCUCUUUGCAUGUUAUCGCCUUAAUCUCUGUUAUUGCAUACAUUCUCUUCCAUUUCCUCUUUCAUUUUUUUUCUUUUUUUGUGCCCGACUGCUCAUGCAUGUAGAUGUUUGAAGAGUAAAUAACAGACGUUCUCUGUAUACAUUAACUGUGACAGAAUAUGACGGAGCAACAGCUCCUGCUUUCUGUGCCCUGGCAAAGGGCAAAAAGGCGACUAAUGAGCAAAACACUGAAACC
This is a messenger RNA of Haplochromis burtoni (Burton's mouthbrooder), 6428 nucleotides long. RefSeq names its product solute carrier family 35 member G2b (gene slc35g2b). NCBI's taxonomy places the organism in Eukaryota, Metazoa, Chordata, Actinopteri, Cichliformes, Cichlidae. The record is from RefSeq and is a predicted model, not a curated record. Bases 539 to 1789 code for a protein of 416 amino acids. Gene Ontology annotation, cellular component: membrane. The transcript is spliced from 2 exons.